Hibiscus syriacus is the source of this 927-nucleotide messenger RNA. RefSeq names its product glucuronoxylan 4-O-methyltransferase 3-like. The transcript has a single exon. Gene Ontology annotation, biological process: xylan biosynthetic process. Gene Ontology annotation, molecular function: glucuronoxylan 4-O-methyltransferase activity. Lineage: Eukaryota; Viridiplantae; Streptophyta; Magnoliopsida; Malvales; Malvaceae. Bases 31 to 927 code for a protein of 298 amino acids. The record is from RefSeq and is a predicted model, not a curated record.
GAAAAAGGAAUCGAGUUGAAGGCAACAACAAUGAGGCCGUCCAACUCCAAAUCUCAAUCUCCAUUCAACACCAAGCUCAUCCUCAUAUGUGCUUCCGUUCUCCUCUUCGUCUUCCUCGUCAUCACGACAAGCUCUUCAUUUUCCAAACCACAACCCUCGCCGCUUUCGGAGUCCCACAUCGCAAACGCAACAAAUUCAGUCGACGAGCCGCCGGUGGCCUGCCCAUCUCUUCCCUUGACCCCGACGACAUGCACCAAAACCCCACCAUCUCUAGCCAACGCCCUCAUCCACUACGCCACGACAAACAUCACCCCGCAACAGACAUUCAAGGAAAUCUCGGUCUCGUCCAGGGUUCUGGAGAAGAAAUCGCCUUGCAACUUCUUGGUGUUCGGGUUGGGCCACGACAGUCUGAUGUGGACAUCUCUGAACCACGGCGGUCGCACCGUUUUCCUCGAAGAAGACAAGGCGUGGAUCGAGCAGAUCAAGGGGGAACUCCCGAGUCUGGAAUCACACCACGUGGAAUACGCGACCAAAGUCCGGGAAGCGGAUGGCCUGAUGGAGAGGGGAAUGAAGGAGGAAUGCAAAGUGGUGGGUGACCCUAGAUUCUCCAAGUGCGAGCUUGCUCUCAAAGGGUUCCCGAAUGAGAUUUACGAGGUGGAAUGGGAUGUGAUAAUGGUGGAUGCCCCCACCGGGUUCCACAAUGAAGCUCCCGUGAGAAUGAACGCCAUCUAUGCGGCUGGUUUGAUGGCUAGGAACGGAGAAGAACGGGAGACUGAUGUGUUCGUGCACGACGUGGACAGGGUGGUGGAGGAUAACGUCUCCAAAGCUUUUCUUUGUGAAGGAUACCUGAGGGAACAGCAAGGAAGGCUCAGGCAUUUCAACAUUCCUAGUCACAAGGCUCGCUCUACCAGACCCUUCUGCCCUUGA